Messenger RNA from Cercopithifilaria johnstoni, 339 nucleotides. Lineage: Eukaryota; Metazoa; Nematoda; Chromadorea; Rhabditida; Onchocercidae. The record is from the annotation of a GenBank genome assembly.
AUGGAUAAUGUAGAAGGAUCAGGAAAUAGUGAUGAUAUGAUGGAAUGGUCUGAUGAUGAAGAUUUAGGCGGUGAAGGUUCAGGUGGUCAAACUGAAGGAUCCGGUGAUACGGAACAUGAUCAUGAAGAAGCUAUAGCACCAAUUAUUACAGCCGAAGAUGUUCGGCAUACGAAAUUAACCGGUCGACUUACUACUGCCGUUUAUGAAGAAGCAACUAGGCUACCAACCAGGCCACCUGUUAUUGCUAAACCACCAGAAGCUGGAUCAACCGAUCGUCCAAUAUUAUCAGUGUUGACCGCAUUCAUUAUUAUUUUAUGGGCACCAUUAUUGCUUCAUUAA